Messenger RNA from Vitis riparia (riverbank grape), 3003 nucleotides. RefSeq names its product probable disease resistance RPP8-like protein 2. Lineage: Eukaryota; Viridiplantae; Streptophyta; Magnoliopsida; Vitales; Vitaceae. Gene Ontology annotation, molecular function: ADP binding. Gene Ontology annotation, biological process: defense response to other organism. Bases 43 to 2130 code for a protein of 695 amino acids. The record is from RefSeq and is a predicted model, not a curated record. The transcript has 2 exons.
CGGUUGCUUACAGAUGAUGAGAGUUUCAGAGUGAUUCCAAUUAUGGGUAUGCAAGGCAUCGGAAAGACAACCCUAGCAAAUUUGAUCUUUAACCAUAAAGCUGUUGUGGAUCAUUUCCCCUUUGCUGUUAGGAGGUCAGAUGGCUGUCGACUUCAGCUUCGUAACAAGGAAGAAUUGAUGGAGUCCGAUCUAAGUCAAUUGGGAGAUGUGUGGAGUUAUGAUGACGAGAUGCAACGGCUGAAAGCUUUCUUGAUUAAUAACAGGUCUCUCAUAGUUCUAGAUGAUUCGCAUCUCUUGUACGACAUGAUAGAAGUGCUUCCAGAUACAUUAAAUGGCAGUAGAAUGAUUUUGACUACUUGCGAAACAAGGCUACCUCCAAAUCUCAAAAUGAAGAGUGAUCCUCACCAACUGCGGUUACGGACAGAUGAGGAGAGUUGGGCAUUGUUUACCCAUGCUUUGAAAUUUAGCAUACCCCCAGAAUUGCUAAAGCUGAAAGACGAAAUUGCAAAAAGAUGUGGGGGGCUGCCACUGCUGAUUGUAAAAUUGGGGGAAGCACUCUCACACAAGGAUGCAACCAUUGAGGAGUGGUCCACUGCACUUCAACAAUUUCAUCAUGACCAACAGCAACUUUGGCCCAAUACCAUCUACAAGAUCCAUAAGGAUUUGUCCUUGUACAUGAGGAGAUGUCUAUUUUAUUUCACUCUAUUUCCUCAAGAUUUUGAUAUUCCGGCAAGAAGAUUGAUAACAUUGUGGGUUGCAGAGGACUUGGUACAGCCAGAGGGCGAGAAUGAAACUCCAGAAGAUGUUGCAGAAAGGUGUUUGAAUUUCUUGAUAGCCCAGGGAAUGGUUCAAGUGACAAAGAAGAAGCUUAAUGGGAAUGUUAAAAUGGUGCGAUUGCCCGAUGCCCUAAGACAAUAUUGGUCAUCCAAAGCUCAACAAGCCACAUUUCUUGGAGUUCAUACUAACACAAGAUCUGACUUGUCCCUAGGCACCAAUAAGAUCCGUCGUCUGGUUGAUCAUCUUGAUAAAGAAGAUAUCAGCUUUGACCAUAUUCAUGGUAAUCACAGCACAACUUCUAGUACUUCUUUGACACCUUAUUACGAAGAUGUACUUUCUUUUCUGUCCUUUGAUACUCGAAAAGAAAGCAAACCAGGAGAAGAAGUGAGAAACUUUCUUCGUCAAAGCAUAUCCAGUGGUUGCUUCCUAGUACUGCUCGUGCUUGAUCUCGAUAAUGUAUUCAGACCAAAGUUACCUGAGGCAAUGGGCAAACUAACUCGACUAAGGUACCUUGGCUUAAGAUCUACAUUCCUCGAGAUACUUCCAUCAUCUAUAAGCAAGUUGCAGAAUGUUCAAACACUGGACAUGAAGCAUACUUGCAUCAACGCUCUUCCUUAUUCAAUCUGGAAGCUACAACAAUUGCGACACUUACACUUGAGUGAGAGUUGUCGAAGUAAACUUAUGCUUCAACAUGAUACAAAUAUUCCUACUAUCCUCCAAACAUUGUGUGGGCUUCUUGUAGAUGAGGAGACUCCCGUAAGAGAUGGCCUAGACAGGUUACUCGAUAUUAGGAAAUUGGGAUUGACAGUAUCAUCUAAACAAGAGGCAAUAACAUUGCAACUGCAGGCAGUAGUUGACUGGGUUCUAAAACUGAACCAACUCCGGUCUUUAAGGCUCAAAUCUAUUGAUGAAAGCAAUCAGCCAUGGGAUCUAGAGUUGAAGCCUUUAGUAAGCCUUGUGAAUCUUUCUUACAUUUACUUACUCGGACAGUUAAGGAAUCCAUCCAUUAUGUCCCAAUUCCCAUACAGCCUCAUCGACCUCACCUUAUCAGGGUCAGGACUUGUAGAAGAUCCAAUGCAGUCACUGGAUAAGCUUCCCAACCUUAGAAGUCUUAAAUUGCUUGCCAAAUCUUAUUUAGGGAAGAACAUGCUUUGCUCUUUAGGAGGCUUUCCUCAGCUUCGAGUUCUUAAACUAUGGAAGUUAGAGCAACUGGAGGAAUGGAAUGUAGAGAAAGGAGCACUACGAGCUCUUCGAGAUUUGGAGAUUAGGUUCUGCAGAAGUCUGAAAAUUAUUCCUGCAGAAUUGCUACAUAGAACUCUCUUGAAAAUUGAAAUUAUAUCUACCCAGGUGUGAGAAGCUAAGCGAGAAGGUUCUGGUCUACUUCUUCGUGUUGGGCUUUGCUUUCCAUUUCAAUGUUUUUGCUGUUGGAGCAGAUAUUCAAAUACUCAUGAGGGCAGUUCUCAGUUGCAACAAUUUAUAGAGCUCAUUUUUUUGAAUUGGGUUUCCAUCCCUUCUGCUCAUUAUUCUGUUCUACCAUUGAUGCUAUGUUCUUGUCUUUCAAACCUUAAAUGCAUACUGUAUUGUACUUGUUAGUAGAUUCUAUAACUAGUGUUUGUGAACUGUAGAAUCAGGGCAUCAUGAACACAAUGGGGUUGUGGGUGUGAAUGUUAUAGAAUUUUGCUUUGUGAUUGUAUUUGGAUUGAAUUGAGUAUUUUUUUUUUCUUGUGGUUUGGGUAUUUGAAACAGGGCAAUUUACAAAAUCCAAACCCAGUUGAAUGUAAAGCCAGAAAGUUGCUGCCAGACAAUAUGUUGUAUCUUCUGGUCAUGUGCCCCUUCAUGCUCCCUGCUGGUACAGGACAGAUCAGAUUUCAAGACAGAUUCGCCAAGGCCAUACAGUUUUUUAAGCACAACAAGGGCAUGGAAGGAAGAAGGCUUGCCAAAGGUUACGUACCCCAUCAGCACUCAAGUUCUAACUCUGCAAGUGAAAGGAGACAAAAGCAAGCAUGUGCUAUUCGAUGCCUGUAGACUCGCUAAGUCCCUACAACUCCUGGGGACAUGUGAGAAAUGGAGUCCAGAACAGAAAUGGUAUAUGAUAUGUGAUGUGUGGGUGGAGAUGCUGUGUUAUGCUGCAAGUCAGUGUCAAUGGAAUCUCCAUGCCAACUUGCCAAGCAGCUGAGACGAGGGGGAGAGCUGCUCACCCAUGUAUGGCUUCUGAUGGCUCCUUUU